This is a messenger RNA of Choloepus didactylus (southern two-toed sloth), 5989 nucleotides long. It is a transcript of the gene SHISA7, whose product is annotated as shisa family member 7. The record is from RefSeq and is a predicted model, not a curated record. Gene Ontology annotation, biological process: regulation of short-term neuronal synaptic plasticity; regulation of AMPA receptor activity. The coding region runs from base 78 to 1721 and encodes 547 amino acids. NCBI's taxonomy places the organism in Eukaryota, Metazoa, Chordata, Mammalia, Pilosa, Megalonychidae. The transcript has 6 exons. Gene Ontology annotation, cellular component: dendritic spine membrane; AMPA glutamate receptor complex; postsynaptic density.
UCCGGAAGGCAAGGCCCUCUCCCUCCCGCCCCCGCUCCAGCCUCUUCUCUCGGCCCCGUGCGCCCCCCUGCGCCCCCAUGCCGGCCCUGCUGCUCCUCGCGACGCUGCUGCUCCUGGCCUCGGCCGCCGGCCCGGCCGGGGCGCGCCCCGCCAACGCCUCGAGCCCGGAGCCUACGGGCCCGCUGCCCGCCCUGCUGGCGCACCUGCGGCGGCUCACCGGGGCGCUGGCGGGCGGCGGGGGCGCGGGGGGCAACGGCUCCAGGCCGGGCGCGGCGGCGCGGGCGCCCCCUCCGGCCGAGCUCUGCCACGGCUACUACGAUGUCAUGGGCCAGUACGACGCCACCUUCAACUGCAGCACCGGCUCCUACCGCUACUGCUGCGGCACCUGCCACUACCGCUUCUGCUGCGAGCACCGCCACAUGCGCCUGGCGCAGGCCUCCUGCUCCAACUACGACACGCCGCGCUGGGCCACCACGCCGCCGCCGCUGGCGGGGGGCGCGGGGGGCGCGGGCGGCGCGGGCGGGGGGCCCGGGCCGGGCCAGGCCGGGUGGCUGGAGGGGGGCCGGGCGGGGGGCGCCGGGGGCCGCGGGGGCGAGGGCCCGGGGGGCAGCACGGCCUACGUGGUGUGCGGGGUCAUCAGCUUCGCCCUGGCCGUGGGCGUCGGCGCCAAGGUGGCCUUCAGCAAGGCGUCGCGGGCGCCCCGGGCGCACCGGGAGAUCAACACGCCCAGGGCUCUGGUCGAUAUUCUGAGGCACCAGGCGGGGCCUGGGACCCGCCCCGACCGGGCCAGAAGCAGCUCCCUGACCCCGGGGGUCGGGGGUCCCGACAGCCUGGCCCCGAGGACGCCCAAGAACCUGUACAACACCAUGAAGCCCUCCAACCUCGACAACCUGCACCACAACUACCUGCACCUCAACAUCAACAGCCCCAAGCACCAGGCCACCACGCUGGACUGGCGGGCUGUCCCACCACCCAGCCCGUCCCUGCACUACUCGACUCUCUCCUGUUCUCGGUCCUUCCACAAUCUGUCGCAUCUUCCCCCAUCCUAUGAGGCUGCUGUGAAGUCUGAACUCAGUCGCUACUCCUCCCUCAAGAGACUGGCCGAGAAGGACCUGGACGAGGCCUACCUGAAGCGGCGGCACGCGGCGGAGAUGCCCCGCGGGACGCUGCCCCUGCACGCCCUGCGGCGCCCGGGCACGGGGGGCGGCUACCGCCUGGACGCCUGGGGCGGCCCCGAGGAGCUGGGCCUGGCGCCCGCGCCCCACCCGCGGCGCGUCAUGUCGCAGGAGCACCUGCUGGGCGACGGGGGCCGCGCCUCGCGCUACGAGUUCACGCUGCCGCGCGCGCGCCUCGUGUCGCAGGAGCACCUGCUGUCCUCGCCCGAGGCCCUGCGCCAGAGCCGCGAGCACCUGCUCUCGCCCCCGCGCAGCCCCGCGCUGCCCCCCGAGCCCGCCGCCCGCGCCGGCCUGGCCGCCUCGCACUCCAACCUGCUGCUGGGGCCCGGGGGGCCGCCCACGCCGCUGCACGGGCUGCCCCCGCCGUCGGGCCUGCACGCGCACCACCACCACGCCUGGAUGGCCGACGCGGGCGGGGGCGGGGGCGCGCUGGCCCCCAGGCCGCCCUUCCAGCGCCAGGGCACCCUGGAGCAGCUGCAGUUCAUCCCCGGCCACCACCUGCCCCAGCACCUGCGCACCGCCAGCAAGAACGAGGUGACUGUCUGAGGGCGCAGGGGCCUGGGCCGGCCUCCGAGGGCGCUGCUUUGGAUGAACUCGAGUCCGGGGACCAAGCCGCCUUCCCCGGUGUCAUCACCGCUUGAGGCAAGGGCCCUUUCCCGUGAUGGCAUCCCAGAGGAAGACGCCUGCCCGUGCUGGUACCCAGAGACUUCCUCCCGGUGAUGUCAGAGCAGAGAUGCCCUCCUGAGACAUCAUCCCUAGAGACACAGUCCUGUAAUGUCACUGCAGAGGCACGCCCCACCCUUCUGAUGUCGGCUCCAGCACCAGGGCGUCUUUGUGCAUCACCAUCCCCAGGAACGCAUGUUCGUCCUGAAUCUUCACGACAGGGAAAAUGCCUCCAUCCCACGUUGUCAUCUCUCCCGUCAAAGCCACCUUCCCGGACGCUCUGCGGGGGAGAGGGGAGAGCGCCUUGCCUGCUGUGUCCCCUCUAGAGGCAGUGCCUCUUUCCAUGACAUGUCCUUCCUGUGGCACCAUCACCAGAGGAGGUGCCUGGCUCUGUGGAGUCAUCCGACGGGCUGUGCUCUUCUGUGAUGCCAUCAUCAGAGAGGACAACCCCUGGGACAGCUCCAGGAUGAGGCCCCUUCUGCGGUGUCACCACCGGACUCUGCCUGCUCUGAGACGGCACCAUGAGGUGCCCCUACCAUGGCUGUGAUGUCAUGAGAAGCCAGGGGCACCGCCGGACAAAGUGUCCUGUUCUGAAGUGGCAUCUGCGGGAUGUCAGCGCUGGGGCCUGCCCUGUUUGGAGAGCCCCCUGCCAGGGAUGAUGGUUUGUCUGUAGGUUGUUGGCAGUGCUGUCCCCACAAGGCUCUGUCCCAGUGCUGGGACGUCACCACCAAGAGCCUCUUCCCCAGAGGCAGUGCCCGCUCUGGAGGCCAUCGCUGGUGAUGGUGUCGCUGGGGUUCCUGCCUUGUCCCACCAUAAUUAACUGGACCCCUCCUUCCCCUGGCCUGAGGGACACGCUGUACAGGAUGUCCUCCAGACCCCCCUUGGGCCCACUUCUGGCUGUGACUCCUGAAGGACAUCACUCCCAGGCUGGCUCACCAGGCUCCCAGGGGCCUGGCCUGGGACUUGGGGUGGCCCAAGGACUGGAGACACUUCUCUCGGCCACAUCCAGAGACAUUAUCACCUCUGUCAACAAAGUCUUGGCCUCCUGUUGUGGGGGUCAGGAGGCGCCUGCUUAUUGAUCUUGCUGAUGACAUCCUCAACACCACAAGACUACCCCCACUCCUGAGCUCGGCACCCGUGGUCAAAGGUUAGACAUGUCCGGUGACGGCAUCAUUUCCCAGGAUUCCCAGUGACCAGUGGUAUCUUCAUCAACCAGGACCCCCACAGCCAAUGGUUUUACUAUCUUCCAGAACAUCCCACAGCCAUGGUGGCACCUCCCAGGACCUGCUAUGACUGAGGGUGACAUCAUCACCUAGGAUCCCAUGAUCAUCUCCCAUGAUCCACCGUGCUGAAGGUGUCAUCUUCUGGGUCCCACCAGGAACAACAGUGCCAUUAUCUUCCAUAAUCCAUAUGGCUGAUGGUGACAUCCUCUACCAGAGUCCACUAGGACUGAUGGUACCACCAUUUCCCAUAAUCCCCAUAAUUUCACUGUCAUCACUUCCCAGGAUCCACUUCAACCAUGGUGUCAGCACCUCCCAGAAUCCAUUUCAACCCUGGUGUCAUCACCUCUCAUGAUCCAUGACAGCUAGUGGUGAUCAUCAUCUCCCAGGAUCCAUGAGAACCAACAGUGUCAUCACCUCGAGGAUCCAUGACAGCCAAUGGUGUCAUCACCUCCCAGAAUCCACUUCAACCACAGUGUCAUCACCGUCCAGGAUCCAUUUCAACCAUGGUGCCAUCAUCUCCUAUGACCCAUCUGACAGCCAAUAGUGUGAUCACCUCCCAGGAAUCCACGUCAACCAUGGUGUCAUCACCUCCCUAGAUCCAUGAGAAACAAUGUUGUCAUCACCUCCCAUGAUCCACUUCAACCACUGUGUCAUCAUGGCCCGGGAUCCACUUCAACCAUGGUGUCAUCACUGCCCAGGAUCCACUUCAACCAUGGUGUCAUCACCUCCCUGGAUCCAUGAGAAACAAUGUUGUCAUCACCUCCCAUGAUCCACUUCAACCAUGGUGUCAUCACUGCCCAGGAUCCACUUAAACCAUGGUGUCUUCUCCUCCUAUAACCCAUGACAGCCAAUAGUGUCAUCACUUCUGAGGAUCCAUGACAGGCAAUGGUGUCAUAUCACCUCCCAGGGUCCACUUCAACCAUGAUGUCAUCACCUCCCAGGAUCCACUUCAACUAUGGUGUCCUCAUCUCCUAUGAACCAUGAAAGCCAGUGGUGUCAUCACUGCCCAGGAUCCGUUUCAACCACGGUGUCAUCACCUCCCAGGAUCCACUCCAACUACAGUGUCAUCACCUCCCAGGGUCCACUUCAACCAUGAUGUCAUCACCUCCCAGGAUCCACUUCAACCAUUGUGUCAUCAUCUCCUAUGACCCAUGACAGCCAAUGGUGUCAUCACUGCCCAGGAUCCAUUUCAACCACAGUGUCAUCACCCCCCAGGAUCCACUUCAACCAUGAUGUCAUCACCUCCCAGGAUCCACUUCAACCAUUGUGUCAUCAUCUCCUAUAACCCAUGACAGCCAAUGGAGUCAUCACUGCCCAGGAUCCAUUUCAACCAUUGUGUCAUCACCUCCCAGGAUUCACUUCAACCAUGAUGUCCUCACCUCCGAGGAUCUAUCAUCUGUAGGGCCCAAAUUUACUGCAUCUCUAUUUCAGUUGUCUUCUCGGGUCACAUGGUACCUACAAUUGUUCCCGUAAGGGGAACCAGCACAACACACCAUUUUCUCAUUCCCCAAAUCGAGGAGGGUGGGACCAGCUAGCUCCCCCUCUGAUGACAUCGCCCCUACUCUGGCCCUUCCUGACAAUGUCGCUGCCUCACUCCUCACUCAGCUCAUUGCCUGGAUCAACCCUACCGCAGGCUUGGCCUUGGCCAACCCCUCAUCACGUCCGUGGUGGGGGCACCCUGGCCCUCCUGAUCACAUCACUGCCCCCCACCCAAUUGUCUGGCCAGUGACACGGUCCACACCGUGACCACUCAUAUCGCCAGAGGUGGGGCGGUCAGGCCUCUGAUGACGUCACUGCCCUUUGCCUAGCCCCCACUCCCUGGACACCGCCGCUGGCUGGGGCCAAACUCUUCUCAGAGACCCUGACCCCUGUGGGAUGGGCGGACAACUGACUACUUCCCUGGGGCCUUCUGUCCUGUCCACUGGCCUGGUCCUGGGGCACCCCCUGUGGAGGGGCUCCGCCUGCCCCACAGCAGGGAAGUGUCUUCCUUCACCUCUCCCCCCAACACACCGGGGAGCCUCCAGGGGUUCUGGGGAGUCCUCAGGUCCCAAUGCACAAUUGCCCCAAUCCUCUUUGUACAUAGCCAUGUUGCGGGGGACGGCCAUUCCCGCACUUUUAAAGGGCUACACGCCCCCCUCUCGCAGCCCCAAGGGCGAGGUGGGAGGGGGGCCUCUUCUCCCUCCCCUGGGCCGUCCCCCUCCCUCUCAUGUCUCCCCCCUCCACCUACCGGCCCCUCAGCUCAUCCAUCCCCUCUUGUCAGGCACCCGGGAUGGUUAACUGGCCCCACCUCCCACCACACUGAGGGAACGGGGUUCCCCCGAUCCACCUACACCCCAAAGCCAGUUUCCCAGUCCCAGGCUUACAGCUGCUCCGUGGGGCCCCCCAGCCUUUCUCGGGCCUCCCCGUGCCCAGCGCCACUAGGCCAACUGUAACCUCCCAGAAAGGAGCCGCCCAAGCAUCCGCCGUGCCCCUCUGCUCACCACCCCCCACGAAACACUCAGCUUCCUCCAGACGGCAGAAUCUGGGGGCUUUUGUGUGCUCCCCUCUCCCUGGAUCCCAGGCCUCUGGCCCCCAUUCAGUCUGGCACAGGCGGCCUGACCCUGGGGCCUUGACCUCGUCUCAAAUAAGCCAUAGUGGGGAGUGGUCUCCAGUGGGCACAGAAGCCACCCCCGUCGCCACACCAAUCCCGUGCAUGCACAGGUGUGCACACACGACUCCCCUCUUGGCCUCUUCUGGUUGGGGGGUGGCGGGGGCGCGGUGCACAGCCGAGAGGGUAGGCAGCGGGGGAACAGAAGCCCCCCAGACUCCGCCUCCUUCCUUACCCCCCCCAGCCUCCCUCCCGCCCUGGCCCCCGCCCCAAGUCCCUGGUGAGGACGGCCUGAGGAGCUGGGACGUGGUAUUUUUUGGAAUAAACACGUUUUCCUGAUU